Penicillium brasilianum is the source of this 3965-nucleotide messenger RNA. NCBI's taxonomy places the organism in Eukaryota, Fungi, Ascomycota, Eurotiomycetes, Eurotiales, Aspergillaceae. The record is from the annotation of a GenBank genome assembly.
GUUCUGGCUUCCCCGUAUCUAGCCGUGAGAUUUCUGAAAUAGUUCACCGAGAUCGGGAGCUCCACGGUCGGCAUCUAGGGGCAGAACGGGAAUCAAGAAGUCAACGUGCUUUCUCCUAACGACUCUUGUCAAUCACUCCCGACGAAGCUCAGGGCUAAACAAUCAAACCCAAAAAAGCCUCGGUCGCAAAUGGAAAUUUCUCCAGCCCCAUUUUCUACCGGAAGAUACUAAGCAAAAUGCACUCGAGUCUGAAUCGGAGAAAAUCAACAGCUCUCAUUUUCAAGCUGACCCCAUGCCGCCUUUCGUAGUGGUAGCCAGGGGAACCAGACCUCAGCAACUCAAACGUCGAAUACCCAGGGACCCACUAGGACAUCCACUUCUAGCAGGUGGAUCCUUGGAGCCACAAGCAAAAUUGUUGCUCCGAACAUACCGCACGGGAGUGUCACUGCCAUAACAAUCCAAGUCCACGUUGGAACGUUGAGCAUUUAUCACCUGACCUACAAUCACAUGAUCUCAUUUUCACUUCACGUGAUCCAGCCUGAAAUGAGGUUAGCGCCCAACAUGCAAACCGUGCAAACCUUGCAAAAAGUCUUUCAGGUGAUCCCUUUCUUCCUCUCCUUUCCCCUUUCAUCAUCAUCCAUCCUUCUUCUCUCUUUUCUCGACCUUCAUCCAUCAUCAUUUUCAUCAUCUCUCAACUCACCAACAUCCACGGAUUACUCGUACUCUGUUGUACCACACAGUACUUCGUACACUUCGCCAGGCUGCACUCGCUCCGAGUCCCUGGAAGCACACUUCUUUUUUCCCCCUUUCGCUUUAGGCUGUAUCUCAGCUGUAGGCGGCAGUUCUCUGGUCCGACAGUGAAUACGCUCGUGCUGUAGUGUGAAGAAAGAAACCAAACCUCGAGGGCAAGAAACCAAACAAAGAAAUCCCGAACUCUGGACUGCUUAUAAGAUAACGGGUAUUGAGAGAAGGCGAUUCCAUUCGCGCUGAGAUUUAAUCUCCUUAGGAGCUUUUUCAAAAUUUCUCUUGUUUUCAAACUUCUCUCUCUGACACCACCUCCUGCUCUUCGAAGUAGCCAACCAGUACCGGGGCCUCUUGACCGUUGCCCGUUUUCUCUCAGCCCGGUCGCUUUCCAGUAAGGCAAGUGCGUCGCUGCAUUUAGAGCCUUCCUUGAGGAAAAUCAGACCGAACCGUCACGGGAUAUAACCAUAUUUCAACUCUUUUCAACAUUCUCACCACCCGCCACCCGCCACAAUCCUCACCACCAUGUCCACGGCCGUAACGGAGUUGGAGAGCUAUCUCCAAUCCAUGCUGGCUCUGAAGCCUCCUGGUGUGUCGGGCAGCAAGAUUCAGGGCAUCACCGCACUGUGCACUGCCAACGUCCAGAAUGAAUCCGUCUUGAUCCAAAAGAUCUACACGCAUUUCAAGAAGACACCGGGCACCCACAAGCUGGGAGUCCUGUAUGUCGUAGACUCUGUAACCCGGCAAUGGGUAGAAGCUGCACGCAAGGCCGGUCAACUUCCUGGCUCCAAUCCUUCGGAUGGAACGUUUGCAGCGGGAGUCAAUCGAGUGACCGAAUUGCUCCCCGUCCUGAUGACCGACAUCAUAAACAAUGCCCCCAAUGAUCAAAAGGAGAAAAUCAAGAAGCUCAUCGACAUUUGGGAGCGUGGUGGCACCUUUCCCACCGCCAUGCUCGCCUCGUUCCGCGACAAGCUGAACGCCCCUCCACAGAAUGUGGAAUCCACCACUCCCGAAGGCUCUCCCGCCCCAGGAUUCAACCCCCUCGGAGGCCCACUUUCUCAGCCUCAGCCUCCCGCCAAUGGGACUGCCGCUGCCCCGGAUACUUCCAGUAUCCUAAAGGCUCUGGCUAAUAUGGCUAAGCAGAGCUCUGCUGCUCCUGCUGCCCCGGCCCCUGCAGCUCCUGCGAAUCCUCUGGCUGCGCUCGCUGGUGCGAUCCCCCCACCUAUUUCAUCCGCCGACUCUUCCUCGGUUCCUUCGGCUGCGAAUCCUUAUGCUGCGGCUGCAAUGGGUGCCAACCCUUAUGCUGCUCUGGCGGGUAUGAUGCCGAACCCAGCAAUGCCUGCUCAACCCCACAGCCAGAACCAUACUCCCAACCCCCUGACCGCAGGCCCGAACCCGCUGGCCGCCAUGAUGGCCCAGCCUAACGCCGCUCCAGCCGUGCCCGAUGGCAAUGCGCUGUCGCAACAGCUUCAGCUGCUGCAGUUCCUGUCGACCCAGGGCAUCCCUCAAGACCAAUGGGCGACCGCACUCCAGCUCCUCAACAUGUCUAACCCGAUGGGCGGAGCUAACCCGGCUGCUUCCCUCCCCGGAUUCCCCAUGAUGCCCGGGCAAGCCCCCGCGGCCCCUGGUGGUUGGGGUCAGCACGAUACCCAGAACCGUGACGACCGUGAUCGCGAUCGUGACCGUGACUAUCCUCGCUCGCCAGGAGGCUAUCGCCGCCGCUCUCGCUCUCCUGGUUGGGACCGUCGCCGUACCGCAUCCCCACCCCGCCGUCGCGACAGCCCCGUCUAUGGCGAAUACAAUGGUGAUUCCCCCGGCCGCCGCGGUGAUCCUCGUGAUGCCCGUGGAGGCCGUCGGGGUGGUCCCGCCGAGUAUCGCCAGCGCAGCCCCCCCGGCGGUCGUCGCCGCCGCUCUCCUUCUCCCCAGCGCAAGGAUCCCAACCUCCCACCUCCCGGUCCCAAGCUCAUCGAAUGGGACUACUCUAUCGGCCAGGGCAACAUCAAGGUUCUCAGCCGCACGCUCUUUGUCGGUGGUGUGACCUCUUCCGAGGCCAACCUGCGCGCCCUCUUUGGCCGAUUCGGUGUGGUCCAAACCUGUAUUGUCAACGUCGACAAGCGCCACGCCUUUAUCAAGAUGAUCAGCCGUCCCGAUGCGGUCGCUGCUCGCGAUGGGAUGGAGUCCUAUCGCCAAGCCGAGAUGCAACUGCGCACCCGCUGGGGUGUCGGCUUUGGUCCGCGUGACUGCAGCGACUACCAAACCGGUAUCAGUGUGAUCCCUAUUGAACGGCUGACCGAGGCUGAUCGCAAGUGGAUGUUGACUGCCGAGUAUGGUGGUACCGGUGGACGCGCCAUCGAGUCGGGCAUGGUGGUUGAGGAGCCGGAUAUCGAGAUUGGUGCGGGCGUUUCCUCCAAGGCCAUCAGCCGACGUAUCGCAACCGACACUGGCGGCAAGCGUGGACCGAUCUCCACCCGCGGCGGCCCGGAGCAGGCACCUCCUCCCCAGCAGCGCUUCGGCGGUGGUGGUCGUGGCCGGUUCGACCGGGAUGGCUUCGGUGGUCCUUCCCAGGGAGGACAGGGCCAGGACCAGCACGAUAUGUCGGGAGCCCCGAACCCGGGCGUUCCUCCCGCAGUCCCUGCCUAUGGCUUCAACUUCCCCGGUAUGCCCGCGAUGCCCUUCCUCCCACCGGGUUACAUGAUGGGCAAUUCGCAGGCACCCUCAACUCAGCCUCCACCUCCCGGACAUGGUAACUAGAUGACCGAGAACAACGAAUUCCCAGCACAGCGACCACUUUCAUCCGGUUCCAUUUUUUUUUUUUUAUUUUUCUUUCAAAAUGUGUUCAUUUUUCAUUCUAUCAUCAUUUCUUCAUUCCACACUCUUGCAUCUGGCAGCUCUCGAAUAUAGCGGCGUUUCGGGGGACACGGAUGAAGCUGGGAGAAAAAAAACAAAGGGAGAGCAAGCCAGUCGGCGUUUUAGGGGAGGUUGGAUUGGGUUUUUUGGGGGGUCUAGGGUGGGCUUUUUUUUUCAAACAAAAAAAUCUUCCCCGUAUCCAUUGUCCUUUGACCCUUUACGGAGGUGUCUUGGGGGCUUUUCAGCUUUACAGAUUCAGUUUCACUUGUUUCAAAGGUAGCGGUGAUUGCCCAGUACCUAGAUAGGACAAUUUCAAAGAACCUACAGUUUAAUAUUGUAUUCAAUCUCUACUUAGUACAUUAUUCGGAUCAUUUUGU